UCUCCCCUCGCUCUUUCUCUGAAGAGACGGGUCGUGGCGUGCUGGUUGUGUGUCAGUGCGGUUCAGAUAUAUCCACUGGUCCAAUGGCGGAUACGUUGACACUUUUUACCUCGAUAGGGCUGAGCGAGCAGAAAGCCAAAGAAACUCUGAAAAAUGAAGCACUAAGUUCAGUUCUGAAAGACGCAAUUACUCAGGCCCAGCGUGUCAAUGGCCCAUCAGGAGUGGACAAAGCGAUGGGCACAUUGCUGUACAGCAUGGCAUCUCGCCUUAAAGACAACAAACGCCUGGGGUUUCUUUCAGACUGUAUCGCCCAGAAACAAGUCUGCACUGAGCUGCAGCUGACAGCUGCUUUGGACUUUGUGAAGGGUCAUCCCCAAGAUCCCAUCUGUCAGAAAGCAUUUAAUGAAGCGUGUGGCGUGGGUGUAAUCAUAACCCCUGAGCAGAUUGAGGAUGCAGUAGAGUCUGUCAUCAAGAAGCACAAGGAGCAGCUGUUGAAAGAGAGAUACCGCUUCAACAUGGGGCUGCUGAUGAGUGAAGCACGUUCAGCUCUUAAAUGGGCCGACGGGAAGGUGAUCAAAAAUGAGGUGGACAUGCAGGUUCUUCACCUCUUGGGACCCAAAACCGAAGCUGAUCUGGAGAAGAAGCCGAAGCCACAGAAACUAAAAGUUUCAGAAAAUGAUGUAAAGGUAAAGAAAGAGGAAGUGGCAGCGAAUGGUGAAGUGAUUUCUGGGGAGGGGAAGUCUCUUAUGGAGCAGCUCAGAGGAGAGGCGCUGAAGUUCCAUAAACCAGGAGAAAAUUAUAAAACGGAGGGUUACGUUGUCACACCAAACACAAUGGACCUGCUUAAGAAGCACUUGGAGUUCACUGGUGAACAGAUCCGCACUCGUUUUCCACCUGAGCCCAACGGUAUCCUUCACAUUGGACAUGCCAAAGCCAUUAACUUCAAUUUUGGUUAUGCAAAGGCAAACAACGGAAUCUGUUUCUUGAGGUAUGAUGACACCAAUCCAGAGAAGGAGGAAGAAAAGUACUUCACUGCCAUCAAAGACAUGGUGGAGUGGCUGGGCUACGAACCUUACGCCGUCACACAUGCGUCGGACCACUUUCAGAAACUCUACGACCUCGCUGUGGAUCUUAUCCGCAGGGGUCAUGCGUACGUGUGCCAUCAGAAGGGCGAGGAGCUGAAAGGCUAUAACGUUCCUCUGUCUCCCUGGAGAGACCGGCCCGUCGAAGAGUCGCUGGUGUUGUUCGAGAGGAUGAGGAAGGGCAUGUUUGCCGAGGGAGAGGUCACGCUAAGGAUGAAGAUGGUCAUGGAAGAUGGGAAGAUGGACCCUGUGGCGUAUCGAAUCAAGUACACGCCUCAUCAUCGAACAGGAGAUGAAUGGUGCAUCUACCCCACUUACGACUACACCCACUGUCUGUGUGACUCUAUUGAAAACAUCACUCACUCACUGUGCACUAAAGAGUUUCAAGCCAGACGUUCAUCUUAUUACUGGCUGUGCAAUGCUCUGGAUUUGUACUGCCCAGUUCAGUGGGAAUACGGACGCUUGAACCUCACCUACACUGUUGUGUCCAAGAGGAAGAUCAUCAAACUGGUUGAGACCAAUGUUGUCAGAGACUGGGAUGAUCCCAGACUCUUCACACUGACUGCUCUAAGGAGAAGAGGUUUCCCUGCAGAGGCGAUCAAUAACUUCUGUGCUCGGGUGGGUGUCACUGUUUCCCAGACAACGACCGAGCCCCACCUGCUGGAGUCGUGUGUGAGGGACGUGCUGAACGACUCUGCUCCUCGAGUCAUGGCGGUGCUGGAGCCGCUCAAAGUCACCAUAACUAACCUUCCUCAGAACGCCAAGACUGAUGUUCGGGUACCAAACUUCCCUGCCGACGAGGCGAAGGGCACCCACACAGUUCCGUUGACGAACACGAUCUUCAUUGAACAGAGCGACUUCAGAGAGGUGAUGGAGAAGGGCUACAAGCGACUGACUCCAGAACAGCCUGUUGGCCUGAGGCAUGCUGGGUAUGUCAUCGCUGUUCAGAAGGUCAUCAAGGACUGUCGGGGUAACGUGGUGGAACUGGAGGUGACCUGUUGCAGCUCCGAGUCUGCAGACAAGCCAAAGGCUUUCAUCCACUGGGUCAGCCAGCCGCUGGUGUGUGAAGUGCGUCUCUAUGAAAGACUCUUCUUGCACAAACAUCCAGAGGAUCCAUCUGAAGUGCCCGACGGCUUCCUGAGCGAUAUCAACCCCAAUUCCCUGCAGGUGAUCCGUGAUGCCUUAGUGGACACAUCGGUCAAGGGAGCAAAAGUUUUUGACAAGUUCCAGUUUGAAAGAGUUGGUUACUUUUCACUGGAUCCUGACAGCACUGCUGACAAGCUCAUCUUUAACAGAACAGUCACACUCAAAGAAGACCCCGGGAAGAUCUGAUCUAUCAACACUGCACUUCCUGCCACCCACGAGCCUUCAGACACCUGUUAAUAUUGUUAGCAUCCAUUACUGUGUAACAUCAGGAGGGACUGAGACUGACUCGCAGUAUAUGCCUUUAUAUUUAUCUGCAGCUUUCAUAAGCAACAGGUCUCAUGUGGAACUGUGUUGUUGGGUGUAGUUUCUUCACAGAAUAGCAGCAAAUGUUGAUAUGUGUCGGUGCUUUACCAUUCAGAGUCCUUUUUUUUUAUUUCUGCUACACUAAUAAUCAUGAACUAUUUCUUUUAGGAAAAAAAUAGAUCAAAUAAAAACUUGCUGCAGAUUUCAGUAAAGAGAUGCUCAAAUGCCACAUUUCGCUUGUUUUAUAAAGGUGGUGCCAACCCACCCAGUGUUUUUAAGUCUCAGAGGGGGUCCUAUGAACAUAAAACAAU
Molecule: messenger RNA, 2842 nt
Organism: Nematolebias whitei (Rio pearlfish)
Lineage: Eukaryota; Metazoa; Chordata; Actinopteri; Cyprinodontiformes; Rivulidae
Gene: qars1
Product: glutaminyl-tRNA synthetase 1
Exons: 23
Coding region: 84-2414 (776 amino acids)
Biological process (GO): glutaminyl-tRNA aminoacylation; translation
Cellular component (GO): cytosol; cytoplasm; aminoacyl-tRNA synthetase multienzyme complex
Molecular function (GO): ATP binding; glutamine-tRNA ligase activity
Source: RefSeq, a predicted model, not a curated record